Molecule: messenger RNA, 926 nt
Organism: Calliphora vicina (urban bluebottle blowfly)
Lineage: Eukaryota; Metazoa; Arthropoda; Insecta; Diptera; Calliphoridae
Gene: Ripalpha
Product: RPA-interacting protein alpha
Exons: 4
Coding region: 61-678 (205 amino acids)
Biological process (GO): protein import into nucleus
Cellular component (GO): nucleus
Source: RefSeq, a predicted model, not a curated record
UGUUGCCGCCUUUGCUUUAUUUCUAAUUGUGGAAAAUUCCAAAUAUUUUAAACCAGCGACAUGUCCUUGGAAUGUCCUAGUAGUCCGGUAUAUCAUACCAGUGCUGAGCAGAAGUUAAAAUCGAAAAAUGCAGCUAAAUUAUAUCGUUUUGGUACGCCCAAACUUCGGGAUCUUUUAAGAGAGAAAUGUCGCAUACGUGUUAAGCAAGCUCGCCAAUUGGGCUUUUCACACAAUCGUCCAGAUGGAGCUGCUGGGGAACCGUUUUCCCUAAGAGAUAUUGUACGCCAGGAAUUGGCUGAGUUGGAACAUGAUAUUACUUUGCAAGAUGAAAUCUAUAAUGAAUUAGAGGAAGAACUAAAUGACUGGUUUGUCGAUCAAUUGGAGGAGGAACAAAACUAUAUAAUUGAAGUGGCCAUUUCACAAGAUUUAGUAUGUCCCAUUUGUCAAGUCUCAAAUUUGGUAAUCUUUCAGGCCAAAGAUGGUUCUUACAAUUACAGAUGCAAAUGUAAUGCCAAUUUUAAUUUUUCGGCCAAUAUGGAGGGUUUGCGUGGAAAACUUUCCCACAGUGUGGAUGAACAUGAACAGAAAUGUCUAAACAAAUUGAAUUUCUUUGUUAAUCCUUUGACCAAACAAGUGGAGGGCAUGUGUGAUAAUUGUGAUUAUUUUUGUUCACUGUAGAAAAGAAUUUCUGGGAGUCUUGAUAUAUUUAUGUAUUUUGUUAUUUGAAAUUUUCUAUUUUAUUUGAUAUUGUAUUUUUUUGUUAUAAAUUUAGGUUAUAUAGUCCUCCCUGAAUAUUGAAAUUUCGAGUUAAACAAAGUAAAUUUUCAGUUUAGGGUUGACUAAUAUUUAGUAUCUUGUAAGCCAUAGUUAUGAGUAUUGUUUGAAAUUAAUUCCUUGAAGAAAAUAAUAUAUUUGUUUUAUUUAUA